This is a messenger RNA of Siniperca chuatsi (mandarin fish), 2911 nucleotides long. Its product is annotated as thymus-specific serine protease. The record is from RefSeq and is a predicted model, not a curated record. Gene Ontology annotation, cellular component: lysosome; endosome. NCBI's taxonomy places the organism in Eukaryota, Metazoa, Chordata, Actinopteri, Centrarchiformes, Sinipercidae. The transcript is spliced from 13 exons. Gene Ontology annotation, biological process: proteolysis. Gene Ontology annotation, molecular function: dipeptidyl-peptidase activity; serine-type exopeptidase activity. The coding region runs from base 734 to 2284 and encodes 516 amino acids.
AUGGUAUUAAUAUAAUAGGCAAGCAACCUUCAUUAAAAUUUUUAAUUCUCACAGUAGUAAAUGCACGUUAGUUUUCAAAUGUCUAAUCAGGCUACAUACUUUCACAUAUAGAAAACGUUAUGUUUGCAGUAAAUGCACACUGCACAGUGUUUCUCACACUUAGAAAUAAUCAACUUUAUUGAAACCAAAGAUAAUUGUGUUUCAAGAAAGGUCUUUGUCUUUACAUAAGUCAAAUAAAAGUAUCGUCUUCUUUCUCUGUUUUACAUAUUUUAUUGUUAUUAUCAAAGAAGUUAUUUGAAAAAUAAUUGUUUAAUAUGGUGCUCUGGUUAUGGCAGUAACAGUUUGUGUGUGUGUGUGUGUGUGUGUGGUGUGGUUACGGGACAGUCACUCUCACUGCUUCUACACACUGAUGCAGCACGAAAACUGCUCCUGUAACUCAACCACUCCGAAAAAGCCAUUACAAAGCAGAGAGAUCUCAUUACAUCACUAAGCCAACGCUCUAUUUUGCUGAGCAAUUUAUAUAUGACAGAUAUACACACACACAGUCUCACUCUGUUCUUAUGACAUGCCAAAUGUGGAUCAUAAUAAUGCACAGGUCAUAUCACAGUCACUCAUCACUGCAGCCCAUUCCAGGGACUAUAUAGGGAGCUGCUGAGUGGUGGAGAUCAUCCUGAGUCCUGCAGAUUGGAUAUGUAUUAAAUUCAGCUGAAAGUAUCCUGAUUUGGUGGUAAAGAUGCUUUUCUCACCAGCCCGCUGUCUCAUCAUUCUACUCCUCUUGAACUUUGUUGAUGCUGGACGGAUUCUGAGGAAGAUCAAGGAGCGUGUGCGUAAUCUCCAGCUGAAGGAAGCCAAGCAGCAUCUGCUGACGCACACAGUCAGUGGUCAUCAGCCUCUCCAACAUGUGAAGGAGGGAAGGAUUCACCAGCAGCUGAACCACUUCAACCGACAAGAUGUUAGCACCUUCCCUCAGAGGUUCUUUGUGAAUGAGGCGUACUGGCAGUGUCCUGAUGGUCCAGUGUUCCUCUUCAUCGGAGGGGAAGGGCCCAUCUUUGAGUUCGAUGUUCUGGGAGGUCACCAUGUUGACAUGGCUGAAAAGCAUGGAGCUCUGCUAUUGGUUCUGGAGCAUCGUUUCUACGGUGACAGCAUCAACCCUGACGGCCUCAAAACUGAGAACCUGGCAGACCUAAGCAGCCAGCAGGCGCUUGCUGACUUGGCUGUAUUCCACCAGUACAUCAGCCAAAGCUUCAAUCUGAGCCACAGGAACACCUGGAUCAGCUUCGGAGGCUCGUACUCAGGAGCUCUGUCCGCCUGGUUCAGAGGAAAGUUUCCCCAUCUGGUGUACGGAGCUGUGGCCUCCUCUGCUCCUGUCAGGGCUAAGUUGGACUUCUCUGCCUACACCAAUACUGUUGGCUUGAGUCUCAUGAACGAAGCAGUUGGUGGCUCCAAAAAGUGUCUGGCUGGUGUGCGGGAAGCCUUUGCUGCUGUGGAAGCAGCACUGAUGGGCGGUAAUGCCAGCCAGGUGGCCGUGGACUUUGGCUGCUGUCAGAUCCCCAAGGAUCUUGAUGAUCAGAUUGAGCUGAUGCAAAACUUGGCCGACAUUGUCAUGGGAACAGUGCAGUACAAUGAAGAAGGGGUGCUCAUGUCUAUUAAUGAGCUCUGUAGUGUUAUGACCAAUAAGAGCGAGGCAGAUGAUCAGGACAUUGAGGCUUACAACCGCCUUGUUAAACUUGCACAGAUCUACUAUUCCACCAGUGAGGAACCAUGUCUGGACAUCUCCCAUGAGAAAACAGUGAAGGAUCUGAUGGACACGUCCCUCCACUCAGGCAGGAGAGCAGAGAGACAGUGGACCUAUCAGACCUGCACUGAGUUUGGCUUCUACCAGACUUGCGAGGAUGCCACUUGUCCGUUCUCUGGGAUGCUGACCCUGCAGGCCCAGACUGAAGUCUGUCCCAUGCUGUUUGGCAUUUCCCACCAUUCCCUGCCUGGACGCAUUGCCUUCACGAACAAUUAUUAUGGAGGAGACAACCCACACACACACAGGGUCCUCUAUGUCAACGGUGGAAUUGACCCAUGGAAGGAACUGUCAGUGGUCCAGGACAGGGCUGAAGAGGGAGAAGAAGCCCAGACCAUUUUCAUCAAGGACACUGCUCACUGUGCUGAUAUGAUGAGUGGAAGAGUCACAGACCGCUGCUCGCUCAAGAGAGCCAGAGAGGAGAUUGAGAAACACGUGGUCAGUUGGCUGAAGAUGGCUGCCCAGGAGAAGAUGGAGAAAAGAACGGUCUGAUCAGAUCACAUUAUAACCUGAUCAGCUCUUAUCACUGUUCCCUGAAACUGAUAAGAAGCAGUUAAUGAGCUGGUGUGUCUGGCUGCUCUGCUUCACCAUCAUCCUCAUCUUCCUCCAUUUUCUCUCUAAGCUCAUCCUGUUCUCCUCCUCCUCAUUAUCCAUCCAUAACUGUCUUGUAGCACUGCACUUCAUAUGGGUGUAUGUGUGUUUUUUUAGGGAUUUUUUUUUUGGUGUGCAUUUACAGAUGUGUUUCCUGUUUUUAAAGUUACUUUUAAUUUGGGAAUGCAGAAAGAGCUUCUUUUAUGCUUCUUGUCCCUUGCUAUCUUUAUUUUGGCUUACAUACUGAAUUUCUUAGGUUUGCAUUUACUGAGUUUAUGAGUGUUUAUAUUUAUAAUAACAAUGAUUGACUGGAUGUUUCCUACAUAUUAGCUUUUGUGUCUAGCCAGUAAAAUAUAAUGUUAUGGUUUGUUUUGUACAAUAUUCAUCAGUUGCCAUUACCUUGUAGUGUCACUAGGGUGCGAUAUUGCUACAUGUGUGUCAUGUGUGUCAUUUCUUAAUCCUCAUUUUUUCUAAAACACCAGGAAUCAAAACUGAGACACCAGUGUGGCAAACAAUUCUGUCUGUUGU